UGGGGAGGCAGUAGGACAACAUCACUAGUGUGACAACGAGACUCACCAGUCGGUACUGUUUUCAUCAUGGCUGAUCAACGCUUUCCAGCUAAUGUGCGCAUUAUUGGAGUGAUGCACAAGGACACAAUUAAGAUGUUUAUGACCUCUGUGGUCUGGUCAGAUAAGAAUGAAGUAAUCAUCUACAGAUCCUUCCAAGAUUUCAAAAAACUCCACAAACAGUUGAAAAAGAAACAUCCAGUGGCAAAUCCUUUUCGCAAAGAGGAUAGAAUUCUCCCCCGAUUCAGAGGCAUGAAGAGGAACUUCCAGAGGAAGGGGCCGAGUAAGAGUGUGCACCGCGUCAAAGCUCUGGAGAAAUACUGCACCGAACUGCUCCGGUGUGACCCCAGUGUCACACAGAGUUUAGAGGUCGUCCAGUUCUUUUGCCCAAAAAAUCAUGACCUGGAACCAGAGUUUGCCAAAAACAGUAUCAUUAUAGUGCCAUCAGAUGACCUGUCGGAGAUUCAAAAGGACGGGACAGCAAACCCAAAUGGCAAGCGCUUCAGUAUGGGAAACAUAACUCAUCCUUCUCUGACUCAGACCUACCGCACCGUUGCCCCGUAUGAGACCAAGGACCUCAAGAACAGACCCUUUAAAGUGGACGUAAACGAAACCCUGGAUGUCCUCAUCAAAGACCAAAAAGGCUGGUGGCUUGUGGAGAAUGAGGAGAAACAUCUGGCGUGGUUCCCUGCCCCAUACCUGGAGCCCUGUGAAGAGGACGACGAUGAUGACUUUGAUACUGUUUCCUCUGAAACAGAUACAUUCUACUGUGCUGCAAGAAACUAUGUCUCUAAGAACAGAGAUGAAGUAUCUGUACACAUCGGCUCUGUUGUGGAAGUGUUGCGCAAGUCUGGCGAUGGCUGGUGGCUUAUCAGAUACAGUGGCAGGGUUGGUUACGUGCCAUCCAUGUACCUCCAGCCUUACAACAACCCGUAUGUCGGCCUCCAGAGAACACUCCACAGCUCCACCUUCAACCUCAGUUCCCUGCAGUCGCCUCCCUCCCAGGGUCAGGGCAUCCCACGCAGGCUGACCUCGACUAGUCAGUCCCGAUCCCUGGAGAACCUGCUGGAACCGCGUCGCGUGCGGACCAACACGGCGCCUGACAGCCCCGCCGCAAGGCUCAAGGAGCCAGACAGCCGCAAGAGCAGCAUCAGCGCAGCCAGCGACGAGACUGACUUCAGCUUCAGCUCCUCGGGGAGCCUGUCAGGGGCAGAGGCAGAUCAGGAGGCCCAGAUCCAUGGGUCCUCCACAGAGGAGGCUGAGGUCAGCGAUGGCCCCGACACUGGGGAGUCCAGCGGCGAGAUGAGUCCCAGCAGAUCCUGCAGUGGCAGCCCCAGUGACAGCCCUGCCGUCACCCCGACUGUCAGAGCCGUGACCCCACCCAGAGUGCCACCCAGGCCUCUGGCCCAGGAGAUCUUCACCCGCUGCACCACCUACACCCGCAAGGCGGCCAUGGCCUCCAGGGCGCGACUCUUCCCACAGCAGAUGGAGAUCCAAACGCGCUAAUGGGAGAGAAGACACAUGAGCAGAAACUGAAGUGUGCAGCUUUGGAGCAGAAUUAGAGCAGAGUUUAUGAGAGUAGUUAAACAGGACAUUAACAGGAUAAGGCGUAACACGAGCAGUUUUUCUUAUACAUGGACAUAUUUAAAAGUUGUAUAUUUAAAUAGAAUUAGAAUGCCAACCAGAGGUAGAGGGUAUUCUAUACUUAACUGUUUGAGAUCCAUGGUUACUGUACUUUUAUUGGGUUCCUAAUGUGUACAUAUGCCAUUUUUAUGUCUGUCAUAGCACAGUUUUUGGUAGAAUGGGAUUAAGAGUCUGAUUAUGUAAGAAUGUAUGGUUUCAUAUGGAUGUAUUUCCUUGAGGACCAAGUGAUGCAUGUUUUUGUGUAUUUAUGAAUUGAUGAAUGAUUUAUGAAUUGGAGACUCUGUCCUAUUUUCUUUCAACGCUGUUUAAAGACAGUUUGAAAGGGUGGCAUUGUAUCUUCUACGUGUACAUAUAUUUUACAUAUAUUUUAACUUAAAAUACAAAUUUCAAAUACACUUUUCACAUCA
Molecule: messenger RNA, 2087 nt
Organism: Clupea harengus (Atlantic herring)
Lineage: Eukaryota; Metazoa; Chordata; Actinopteri; Clupeiformes; Clupeidae
Product: NADPH oxidase organizer 1-like
Biological process (GO): superoxide anion generation
Cellular component (GO): cytoplasm
Molecular function (GO): phosphatidylinositol binding; superoxide-generating NADPH oxidase activator activity; protein binding
Source: RefSeq, a predicted model, not a curated record